This is a messenger RNA of Cotesia congregata, 10920 nucleotides long. The record is from the annotation of a GenBank genome assembly. Lineage: Eukaryota; Metazoa; Arthropoda; Insecta; Hymenoptera; Braconidae.
AUGAACGUUAAAGUAGUGUCGUUGAUAUUGUUAUUAUGUAAACCAUUGUGUGAUGCUUGGAUGGACGAAAGGCCUGUAUUGGAGUCUAUUGAUGGAAAUCUCAUUAUUUCAAGUGCAAAGGAUAGAAAUAUUACCAUAAAAAUUUUAGGACGCGGAUACUUUAAUGUCGAGGAUAUCGAUCUGCUAAAAGUUGCCAUUUCGGCAAGAAGUGCCUCGUAUUUAGUCGAACAAUGGCGUGAUGGGUUUUUGAAAGAUUUAGUUGACAAAGUUAGAAAAGUAGACCAUGCAAUCAAUGGUCCCCUUGGAUUACAAAGGCGUAUGAAUAUUAUAGAAUAUGGUUCCGAUGGAUCAAAUUCUAGUUCUCGAGUGCCAAGUCCUUCUGCUGAUAAUUACGAAAUCGAUGAUGCAACAAGAGUUGCUGUUCGCAGGCUUAGUGAUCGUGUUCGACGAUUAGAGGGACGAGUUCGAUCAAUAUCAUCAAAAUUGCGGCAGAAUCAAUGUUCUAGUAACCCAUGCUUAAAUGGAGGAACUUGCAUACCAAUUUACGAUGGAUUUCAGUGUCUUUGUCCUACUAAUUGGGAGGGUACCAAUUGUGCAAUGGACGUAAAUGAAUGCACAAGAUUCAUCGGCACAGAUUUAGGUUGCCAGAACGGAGCAACGUGCACAAACCUUCCUGGAUCAUACAGCUGUGCAUGCCCAUCGGGUUGGUAUGGAGUCGAUUGCACUUCGAACACAGCCGUUUGUAACGCUCAAGACUCUCACAAAUUAUGUGGUGAUCACGGUACAUGUGUGGCUACUGGCACAACCCGCGGUUACACAUGUAUCUGUGAUCAAGGAUGGAAGUCGAAUGGAGAUGACCCUGCAUGUAAAAUAGACGUGAACGAAUGUGAAGCGAGGCAUCCUCCAUGUUCAAUGCAACCAUAUGUGCCUUGCAUUAAUGUACCUGGAGACUUUUAUUGCGGUAGUUGUCCUGCUGGUUACACUGGAAAUGGGCACUAUUGUGCUGAUAUCGACGAAUGCUCAACAGACAAUGGUGGUUGUAGUAUUGUGCCAAAAGUCCAAUGCAUCAAUACAAUGGGAUCAAGAGUAUGUGGGUCCUGUCCACCUGGCUAUCAAGGUGAUGGAGUCACAUGUGUAUUCAUCGGAACUUGCAGAAUCAAUAACGGAGGUUGUCACCCACUUGCUAUUUGCAUCGAUAAUCCUGGGUUCAACAAUCUUCUUGUAGAGUGUCGCUGUCCUACUGGCUACCACGGUAGUGGAAUCGGCCCUCAAGGAUGUCAACCAGGCACUGAAGUUGAUCAGGGACCUUGUGCUAGUCAUCCAUGUAUUCAUGGUCACUGUAUACCGCACGACCUUAGCUUCAUUUGCAGAUGUGAUCCUGGAUAUACUGGAAUUACUUGUGCUACUCCAAUCAACCCAUGUUCUCCAAAUCCAUGCAAAAAUGACGGAAUUUGCAUGCUGACAGCUGAUCAACAAGUAUCAUGCGAAUGCACAGCUGCUUAUUCAGGCCCUCGGUGUGAAACUCCAAAAGAAACUUGUGGAGGCGUAAUCCGUGAUGUAGCAGGAACUCUAACAUAUCCUCCAAAUGGUGUUACUUAUGGUCACGGUCUCAGCUGUGCUUAUAUUUUAGCAACGAAUACAUCAUUAGUACUCAACGUUACCUUCACACAGUUCGAUUUGGAAUCAACCCCUGGUUGUCGUCAUGACUUUCUUCAGAUACACGAUGGAGGAAACGCUGGUAGUCAUCAAAUUGGAAGAUUUUGUGGAAAAAAUUUACCGAUGAAUGGCAACAUCAUUUCUACUCACAAUAGCAUAUACUUAUGGUUCCACACGGACAGCAGCAUUUCUCGAACUGGAUUCUCCCUUCAUUGGAAUAGUAUACCACCUGUUUGUGGCGGACAUUUACACGAAAAUGAACACGGAACGAUUAGCUCACCUGGAUCACCCGGAAGAUACUCACCAAACAGAGAUUGCACUUGGUAUAUUUCUGUUCGUACUGGAAAACGAAUUCAAUUCCACUUCUUUACUGUCAUGAUUGAGGAGCAUCCAAAUUGUGACAUGGAUUACCUUGAAAUUACCGAACCUAUUGAUGAAAGAGACGUUCGACUGGGCAUUUACUGCAAUCAUACCCACCCACCACCUCUCGUUACUUCUGGUUCUUUUGCAACCGUUCAUUUCCACUCAGAUGAGCAUGGUCAAGAUUUAGGAUUUCAACUUACCUAUUCAAGCAUCGAAGGGAUGCCUGGCUGUGGAGGAGUAUAUACUGCGGAACAAGAUUUUAUUUCUUCCCCAACUGACAAAUCAACUUAUCUGCCUAACUUGCUAUGCGAGUGGAAAAUCCAGCUACCAGUUGGUGAAAGGAUUAGAAUUACUUGGAUUGAUUUUGAUAUUGAACAUUCAGAUCGUUGUAUAUUUGAUUCCGUCCAGAUCUAUGAAGGACCAGAUUUGGAGUCUCCGACAUUGGGAAAACUUUGUGGCAAUAAAUUACCUGCACCGAUAGAAAUAAACUCAAAUAUUGCGCUAAUAGUAUUCAAAAGUGAUUGGAGCAAUGAAAACAUCGGUUUUAAAUUACAAUACCAAAUUGCCUGUGGUGGAGAAUUUCACGAGCCAUCCGGAAUAAUAAAUUCGCCAUACUACCCCGAUCACUAUCCAGGUUCUAGAACGUGUCACUAUAUGAUUGUUCAACCUCCUGGUAGAGGGAUCGUUUUGGAAAUAGUUGACAUGGAUAUUGAAGGUUCAUCAUUCGUUGACUGCUAUUUUGACCAUCUGGAAAUCCAUGAUGGUGACAAUGAAAACUCAACACUUCUUGCAAAUCUUUGCGGUGAACCAGACAAAAGACCUAGUGAACCUUUUUAUUCGUCUUUGAAUUAUAUGUAUCUUAAAUUUGAAGCUGAUGCGAGUAUUCAUGGUCGUGGAUUUUUGGCAAAUUAUACCACUGUUUCCCGAAGAUGCGGGGGGAUUUUCAAAACUCCUCAUGGAGAAAUUCGUUACCCUAUGGUUCCAGAAGAGUAUGAUAAUGACGAAGAAUGCACCUGGACGAUUCAAGCACCUGCAGGACAUGCGGUACAACUCACGUGGGAAUCGUUUGAUUUGGAAUUUCAUGAUAAAUGUUUAACCGAUUACGUUAAACUUUUAGAAAAGUAUGAAGGAGACAAUUAUGAAAUUGGCAGAUAUUGUGGUAAUACAAUACCGCCAAUGAUAACAUCUCAAAGUUCAUCAGUGACAUUGGUUUUCAUUUCUGACAGCUCAAUUACUUCUGGAGGAUUUGUUGCGAAAUAUUCGUUUGUUGAUGUUUCUAAAGUUUGUGGCGGGCGUUAUUUCUCUCUCAAAGGACUUCUAAGAAGUCCCGAUUAUCCUAACUAUUAUCCUCCAAAUCGUGAAUGUGUAUGGAUUAUCGAAGCACAAAAUAAAUUCCGAAUAUUGCUGGAGAUUAAAAAGUUUGAAAUUGAAUCACAUAGCUACUGCGCGUAUGAUUACUUAGAAAUUAGAAACGGUGGUUAUGAAAAUUCACCUUUAGUUGGAAAAUUCUGUGGUAAUGAGAUACCGGGUGAAAUAAUGAGUUUCACUAAUCAACUUUACAUUAAGUUUGUUUCGGAUGGUUCUAAUGGCGAUCAAGGGUUUGAAAUCGAAUGGGAUAGCAUGACUUAUGGUUGUGGUGGUGUACUUACGGCAGCUUCUGGAGAUAUUAUUUCACCAAACUAUCCUCAUGUGUACUCAAGAUCAUCAGAAUGUACGUGGAAAAUCGCAGUAUCGGCUGGUAGUCGUGUUCAAAUAAUAAUUGUUGACCUUGAUUUGGAAGAACAUGUCCGAUGUAAUUUUGAUUAUCUUGAAAUAUCUGAAGGAGUCAAUGGAAUACGGAAAAAUGUAAAUCGAUUUUGUGGAACUACUUACCCUCCUUCCAUUGAAUUAAACAGCAAUUUAGUAACUGUACGCUUCCGAAGUGAUUUUACCAAUUCAGGACGGGGUUUUCACAUUAAAUAUAAUACACUUUGUGUCAACAAAAUUCAUGGUUUUUCUGGAGUAAUUGAAUCACCAAAUUUUCCAGAAAAAUAUUCAUCAAGUGUUAAUUGCAGUUGGAUAAUUGAUGCACCACUAGGCAAUAAAAUAAACAUAACAUUUUCACAUUUCGAUCUAGAAUCAUCUGUCGAAGAAGAAUGUAAAUAUGAUUAUUUGUUGAUAAAAGAGGGAUCUGAAGACCAAUUCAACACUCAAUUAGGUAAAUAUUGCGAUUCCAAACUACCGCCGAAAAUAACUUCAAAAGAGCAUCAAGUGUCAAUUAAUUUCCUAACCGAUGAGUAUUAUGUAUACGGAGGAUUCAGAUUAGAAUGGGUAGUUGUAGGCUGUGGAGGUCACUUAACAAGACCUACAGGAGAGUUUACAUCACCUGGCUAUCCAGCUGCUUAUCCGGUUAAUAUAGAAUGUGAGUGGUUAAUAGAAAUCGAUUAUGGUAACAGCGUUGAAGUGUUUUUCUCAGAAGUUGAUACGGAAAAAUCAGGAGGUUGUUUUUACGAUAAAAUAGAACUUUUUGGCGGCGAAAAUGACAAGGCACCAAAAUUAGCUGAAUUUUGUCAUUCUACUGUGCCAAUUAAUUAUACUAGUCUAACAAACAAAAUGUUCAUUAAAUUCAAAUCUGAUAUAUCGUAUCAGGGCAAAGGAUUCUCCGCUAACUAUAAAUCUGUUCCAUUGACUUGCGGCGGAGUGUUUUCAGCGGAUCAAGGAAUUAUUUUAUCAGCUAAUUAUCCGAUGAAUUAUCCGCACAAUCAAAAUUGUGAAUGGCUUAUUUCUGUUGAUCGUCAUCAUGUUGUUAAUUUAACGUUCAUUGAUUUCGAUAUUGAAGAUACUACCAAUUGUACUGACGAUUAUGUGAAGGUAUUUGAUGGUCCCAGAAAAGAUUAUGAAGAAUUGGGAACAUUUUGUAAGAAUUACUUACCGCCGUCGCUCGUUUCAUCAGGCAAUCAAAUGUUGGUAGUAAUGAGAAGUGACAGUUUGAUCUCAGCGAAAGGUUUCAAAGCCCAAUUUGAACGUGCAUGUGGAGCAAAUAUAAUUGUGUCUGAACCUGGAGUCUUAUCUACUGCAUCUAAUUUACACGUACGGCAAAGUGAAGGUACUAAUUGUACUUGGAUACUUAAGGCGGCUAAUCCUGCUGAUCAUAUUACCCUCACCAUCUUCCACAUGGACUUGACCAACUCCUGGAUGAACAUAGGGGAUGACUUGUGCGAAGAACAUUAUCUGAAAGUUUACGAAGGUGAUGGCUUAGAGGGACCAGUACGAGGGUCAUGGUGUGGUAGUAAAUCACCGGCGCCAAUUGUUAGUAAUGGGGAUACUUUGACACUGCAUUUGGUUUCAUCGUUUGCUAGUGAUGAUAUGUUCCAAGCAAGCUAUUCUAUCUUGAAUUCUGCGUGUGGCGGAAAUUAUUCGUCUGAAGCUGCGACAUUAUCAUCACCCUCAUAUCCAGACAGUUACCCUAUGAACGCCGAAUGCAUUUGGAUACUGAAUAGUUCACCUGGAAACCGAAUAAGUUUAACGUUUUCUGAAUUUGAUAUUGAAUCAAGUCCGAAUUGUGACCACGAUUAUUUAGAAAUACGAGAAAAUUCCCCUUCUGGUAAAUUAUUGGGAGCAUUUUGUGGAAAUAAUAUUGAUCCGAUAACAUCUAAUACAAAGUUAUGGAUCAAAUUCCGAAGUGAUUCCAGUGGAACCGGUAAAGGAUUUUUGGGAGAAUAUACUUUUAUUCAUGGUAAUGAUAUAACUGGGUCAUCUGGUGAAAUUGCUUCGCCAUUUUAUCCCCUGGCAUUUAAAAGAAGUGAUGAAGUCACCUGGAGGGUCACAGUACCUUUUGGAUCGGCAGUACGGGUUGAAUUUGAUGAUUUUCAUCUUGAAAAUUUUAACGAUUGCUACUAUUUUAGUUUCACGAUCUAUGAUGGAUAUGAUUCUGAUGCCCCAGUUCUUAGUGAACCAUGUAGUAACAAUUUACCAGAUCCAGUUCAGUCUUCAAAUUGUAAUGAAGAAAUAUUUUUGAGUGGAAAAACUAAUCUCACUCAUAUCAUAACUUCACCAGGUUAUCCAACAGGAUACGAAAAUGAUCUUCAGUGUACUUGGAUAAUUACUUCCCCUCCAGGAACACAUUUGACAUUUUGGUUCAUGAAUAUUGAUCUCGAAGAAUCAAGUGAUUGUGUAACUGAUUAUGUAGAUAUCUACUCAGGAUAUGUACGGACAUUACCACCACCUCCUGAAGCAAAACUUCAAGGAAGAUAUUGUAAGAGUAAUGAAUCGAGCGUCCAUGUUGAAACAGGAAAUAUUAUGACGGUUAAAUUUAUAAGCGAUGUUUACAUAAAUGCAACUGGUUUUAGAGGAAUUGUUCACAUAAAUUGUGGCGGUGAAUUGACUGGUCCUGAUGGAGAAAUUGAAUUCAACAAUGACAUCAGGAAGAAUUUGGUUCGAGCGUGGAGCUACAAGUGCAAUUGGAUUGUUCGUGUAAGACCUGGAAGAAAAAUUGAAGUUAGAAUUACUAAUAUUGCAAUCGAUAAUCCGGAUACGCAUUGCGGCAAUUAUUAUUUAAUGUUGAAAAAUGGAGAAAGCCCAGAGUCUCCACUUCUUGGCGACGGAAAGUAUUGUGGAAACACGGUACCAGAAACUCUAAUGACAACAGGAAAUAAAUUAUUUGUCAAAACAGUUGGAACCGGUACACAUGUUUCAUUCAAGCUAGAAUAUCGCGAAAUUGGAUUAGAUUGCGGUGGAACUUUUAGAUUAAAAGAUCGUAUGGAAUUUUCAUCACCUUCCUAUCCUAAUAUACCACCACCUUUCUCAGAAUGCUUUUGGACAUUUAUGGCCCCGCCAGGUGAAAGACUUUCCCUACACUUUAUUGAACGUUUUGAUCUCACUUACAGCGUUGACUGUGAAAAAGAAUACCUUGAAGUGAGAGAUGGAGGCACUGAUUCAUCGAAACUUUUGGGCAGAUUUUGUUCAGACACUGCGCCAAGUAGUCUUACGAGUACUGGAAAUAUUCUUUAUGUUCAUUUUUACACAGACGUUACUGAUCCUAAAAACGGUUUUAAAGCAACUGUUAUUUCUGGAGAAUUUUGUGGUGGCAUUAUUCGUGGAAGUGAAGGUGUGAUUUCAUCUCCUCAUUAUCCAGCAAUGUAUGACAAAAAUCAAAAAUGCGAUUGGUUGAUAGUUGGACCCAUAGAUCAUACUUUGACAAUUCAAUUCCGGGAUCUUCAUCUUCCUGGUCUCAGAAACUGUGAAAUUACUGACCACAUCCUUAUUGGUGAAAAGAUUGCUCACAACGAUACUGUAACACCUAUUCGUACUAUAUGUGGAAGUCUUAAACCCGAACCAAUUGUAUCAGUGUCCAACGAAGUUUUCGUUUCAUUUUUCAGUGACAGACGAAGUUAUAUAAACUAUCGAGGAUUCAGUUUAAACUUCACUGCCAGCAAAAAUAGGUAUCCAAAUCCCACUACUCGCCCUCGGUAUUGUGAAUGGCGAAUCACUGUACCUCGAGGCAAUCAAGUCCAAGUAGAAAUAGAAGAUUUAGAUCUUCCACAAGAAGAACCUGAAAGAUCAGGGCUUUAUUUAGCAUUUUACAAUGAUUUUUACUCAAAGUCUAAGAUUUCAAUAAUACGAUCUGGACAGUUUUCUCGUACGUAUAGCAGCUCUUCGAACAUGAUGUUGAUCUCGUUUUGGAUGACCAGUGGGCAUAGGGGUCUAAAAGCUCGCUACAUUGCGGCAGCGCCAGCGCCUUGUGGUGGAAAUAUUGAUAAUUAUCACGGCAGUUUGAUUGCUCCAACAAUGGCGCCUUUUAAUCGAUCUUCAUUUUAUUGUGAAUGGGCUCUCACAGCUCCGCCUGACUUAGUACGUGAAGGCGUUAAUUCCUCAGCUACAUUAACUGUAUCGGUAACUGGAACCAUUGGCCGGUAUUCUCGCCAAGGUCGUUCGUGUACUUAUCUAAUGAAAUCUAUCAUUGUAGCAGGUCCUGAUGAAGCAAUAGGAAUGGUUUGUGGAAAUGUUUCUCGAGAGCCAUAUAUUAUUAGGAGUCCUUCACCUCUUAAUAUUAUAAAGAUUCUCAAUGGUACUUAUGGUUCUACGAUGAAUUUUGAAUUAGAAUAUUCAUGGCAAAUGUGUGGUGGAAUACUUAGAGGCCCGAGUCACAAACUCGAAGCACCAAAGAUAAAACAAGACAUGACACCAGCACCAAAUAACGUUUUGUACCCCAGAAAUUGUGCAUGGCGAGCAGAAUUCGCUGACGAUGGUGGAGUUAUUCAAUUGGCCUUUACUCACCUUGAUAUGGGCAGCUGCAAUGAUAAUUAUAUUAUUGUUAGAAAUGGUGGACCUAUGUCACCGGAAGUAGGAAAGUUCUGUGGUAACGUGAUACCAAAAAACAUAACCAGUUCUUCGAAUAAGUUAUGGAUUGAGUAUCACGCUACGAAAUCACCUAGCGAUUUCCAGCUUGAAUUAAGUAGUGAUAAAUAUGGAUGUGGUGGUACUAUGCGAGGAAAUCGUAAGGAAAUAUCUUCUCCCAGUUUUCCAGGUCAAUAUCCCAACAAUGCUGAAUGUACUUGGGAAAUAAUUGCAGAGCCUGGUUAUCAUGUUGGAUUAGUUUUUCUUGAUAGAUUCAAUUUAGAAACAAGUACAAAUUGCUCAAAUGAUUUUGUUGAAAUUUUAGAACGGGACGUGUUUAAUGCUGAUUCAUGGAAACAGUUAGGAAAAAUUUGUGGUAGGAAUAUGCCACCAACAUUUAAUGCUACUUCAAAUCGUGUGAAAGUAGUAUUCCGUUCAAAUGAAGCUGUUCAAGGAGACGGUUUUCAUGCAAAGUGGGAACGUAAUUGUGGUGGAGUUUUUGUUGCCUCAAAACAACGCCAAAUGAUUAGUUCACCAAAUUAUCCAUCCUAUUACGCUCCAAGUCUCUACUGUAAUUACACAAUCCUUGCACCGGAAGGAUACUCUGUUUUAGUGGAAUUCAUAGAUUUCCAAUUAGAAUCUAAACUUAAUUGUGAUUACGACAAUAUAAGUAUUACGCGCAAUGAAUUUGGAUGGUAUGAUUCAGAAUCUGUUUGGUGUGGCACGAAUCCACCACCAGUCCAGCAUACCGACCAUUCAGUGGAAAUUAUUUUCCGAACUGAUAAAUUUAUUCAAAAACGAGGUUUUCAAUUCUCGUAUUUCAUAAAUGAAUGUGGAGGUGAAUUAACAAAAGAGGGAAUAAUAGAACCACCAACUUCUAAAGAUUCGUUAACGUACUUCGGAAAACUUAAUUGCACUUGGAUUAUCCAUGCUCCAGAUGAUAAAAGUGUUGUUUUAAGAUUUGAAAUGUUUGAAUUGGAAUACACUUCCAGAUGUUACUUCGAUAAUUUGAUGGUUUACGAAGGUUCACUACUAGAUAAUGAAAAACUAUUAGCUACUCUGUGUGGUAACUUGACAGAUUCAUUGCCAGUAAUUAAAUCUGUUGGCAAUGAUAUGGCAGUUAAUUUUAAUUCCGAUGAAAAUAAACACUUUAAAGGAUUCAAAAUUGCGGGGGCCACUUAUGAUCCAUUAGAAGAUUGUUUGUGGACUGUUUCUGUUCCGUCUGGUAAAAACAUUAAAAUGACCAUCACAGGCAUGGAUCUUAAGAAUAAUUUGAAUAAAACAUCAUCAAUAUAUGGUGACGCAUGUACUGGAGAUUUCUUAGAGGUACGUGACGGUAUAGGUCCUUUCGCUGAACUGCUCGGAAGAUUCUGUGGGAAUACUGUCCCACAGCCAAUUGUUUCUUCGAUGAAUCACCUAUGGAUCAGAUUUUUCAGUGACGCCGAGUUCCAAGGAUCUGGAGUAACGGCUACUCCUUGUGGUGAGACAAUGAUAUCAAUAGUAAAUGCUUCAAAAUUAAUAACAUCACCUGGAUAUCCUGCCGAUUAUACUUUGGGUCUUCGAUGCAAAUGGAUUGUAAAAGCACCACAUGGUCAUGAUGUUCAUAUUCAUUUUGUAGAUGUUGACAUGGAAGAUUCUGAAAGUUGUUCUGGAGAUCGGUUACAGAUUGUGGAUCAAAUGAACAAUCAACAUAUAAGUCAAGAUUUCGGCGAAGAUUUUGUUUACAGUGGAAAAAGUAACCAACGUCAUUUGCUUAGAUUAGGAAGACAUCAUCCGAUGGCAGCGUUCACAUUUUGUUCGAAAUUUGAUGCAUAUGAUUAUUACAGUGGAGGAAGUGAACUAGAAAUAAAUCUUAAAUCUACAACAGAUCAUCCGGAGAAACGAAGAAAAUUCAAGCUUGAUGUUGGAUUAUCUGAUUGUAAUCGUAAUUAUACAAGCCCUCAGGGCAGAAUUAUACAUCAAGGAUUCACCGAUUGCUGGAUUAACAUAGAAGUACCACCUGGAAAUACGAUUUCAUUAUAUUUCAACAAUUUGAGACUUUUCGAUAUGUCUGAAUGUACACAAAGUUACUUACAAAUUCACGACGGUGGCUUUAAUGCUCCAUUACUUGCAACAUUGUGUGGCAUGCAAGUACCGUCACCGAUUUUUAGUACCUCAAAUAAGUUGAGUCUGCAUUCUAUAUCGGAACGUGGUGUCAUUUGGGAGAGUUAUGAUAUUUUGUAUACAUCAACUGAUAAGGGACGUGGAUGCGGAGGAAAAAUUUACAAUUAUGUUGGUCGAUUCACAUCACCAAUGUAUCCAAAUAAUUAUCGUAAUACUAGUGAAUGUACUUGGGAUUUGAGUGUCCCCCGUGGUUUUAAAAUUGUCCUCGAUUUCCUCGUUUUUGAUUUAGGGGCAAGCGACUGUUCAACUGAUUAUAUUACUAUAACUGACCUUUCGGGAUUGUCGAAUGAAGUAAAGGUUACUUAUCAUACAAGUCCAAAUAAUGGCGGUAGCGGAUGGGUCAUUGUUUUUAUGGGAGUCGAACAUUCGUUCACAGAUGAUGGACCCGACGGACCUCACAUGGAAGCAAGAUUCUAUGAUUAA